UGCGAGUCUACACAAUAACGACGGUGUUGAGCAGCACACUGUCCGCUAAGACCCCAAACCCAAACCAAAACUUCUUGUUUAGGAGGAUUCCAGAUAUCAGAAAAGGAAAAGGAGAAGAAUACGCUGAAGAAGAAGAAGAAGAAGAAGAAGCGGAGUAGGAAUAAAGGAGGAGGAGCGUGCAGUUUCCGGCGAUUACAACAAAGUCGGCAGCGACGGUGACAUCGACGGUAGCUCCAGAUAGGUUGAUAAGGUCACGAAUCGGAGAUGCAUAAUUCUUCUGCCGGACCCGCUUCCAAGACCAAAGUUGGAUCCUCCCAUUCCCAACCAUCUGAGACAUCGUUCAAGCGCAAGCGAGGCGUCUUUCAGAAAGAUCUGCAACACAUGAUGUAUGGUUUUGGAGACGACCCCAAUCCACUUCCUGAAACUGUUACACUUCUGGAGGACAUUGUUGUUGAGUAUGUCACAGAGUUGGUUCAUAAAGCCCAAGAUAUUGCAUCUAAGAGGGGGAAGCUUCUGACAGAGGAUUUCCUAUUUCUAAUUCGCAAGGAUUUUCCAAAACUUCACCGUUGUACAGAAUUAUUGUCUAUGAAUGAGGAACUGAAACAAGCAAGGAAGGCUUUUGAAGUAGAUGAAGAGAAGUUGGCAACAGUAGAUUGAAACGGGAGAACAGAUUGGAAUGACAAGGAACAGGAUAUGACUCUUAGAAUGUGGGCUUGAACGUGCGACUGCAUCACUAUAAAUACGUUUACAAAAUCGAUCCAUUCAUUUGACAUUAAAGUAACGUUUUCUUUUUUUUUUUUUGGUAGAAAGUUAUGUGUUCUAAUAGAAUGGGUGAUUCACUUCAAGUCAUCUCUUCAGUGCUAUAAGCCAUAAACGUGACAUUUCGUAGAAGCUCGAGGGCAUUACUUGUAGUUGUAUGAAUCAAUGUUUUCGAACCUCCGUUGACCCGGAUGGUCGGACUCAAGGUUAAAAGUAUUGAUACAUACCAGUUUA
Messenger RNA from Nelumbo nucifera (sacred lotus), 993 nucleotides. Its product is annotated as transcription initiation factor TFIID subunit 13-like. Gene Ontology annotation, molecular function: protein heterodimerization activity. The record is from RefSeq and is a predicted model, not a curated record. Gene Ontology annotation, biological process: transcription by RNA polymerase II. Lineage: Eukaryota; Viridiplantae; Streptophyta; Magnoliopsida; Proteales; Nelumbonaceae.